Messenger RNA from Zygotorulaspora mrakii, 984 nucleotides. RefSeq names its product thiamine thiazole synthase (gene THI4). NCBI's taxonomy places the organism in Eukaryota, Fungi, Ascomycota, Saccharomycetes, Saccharomycetales, Saccharomycetaceae. The transcript has a single exon. Bases 1 to 984 code for a protein of 327 amino acids. Gene Ontology annotation, biological process: thiamine biosynthetic process. The record is from RefSeq and is a predicted model, not a curated record.
AUGUCAGCAACUCAAACAGCCACUCAAACAGAUAAUGCAACCUCUCAGUUACAGCUGAAUGCUACCCCAAUCAGACAUGCUCUGUCAGACAUUGUUCACGAGGAAGACUGGUCUGAUUUUAAGUUUGCACCAAUUCGUGAAUCCACUGUCUCUCGUGCUAUGUCCUCUCGUUAUUUCAAGGAUCUGGACAAACAUGCCGUUUCAGAUGUUAUUAUUAUCGGAGCUGGUUCGUCAGGACUCUCUGCUGCUUAUGUCAUAGCAAAGAAUAGACCUGAUCUGACAAUUACGAUCUUGGAGGCAAAUGUCGCACUCGGUGGCGGUGGUAACUUGGGAGGCCAACUCUUCUCCGCUAUGAUUAUGAGAAAGCCAUCACAUCUGUUCUUGAACGAAUUGGAGAUCCCAUAUGAAGAUGAAGGUGACUAUGUUGUUGUAAAGCAUGCAGCCUUGUUCACUGCUACAAUUGCAGCAAAAGUAUUGUCUUUCCCAAAUGUUAAAUUGUUCAACGCCACUGCUGUCGAAGAUUUGGUAACCAGACCAAAGGGUUCAAAUGGCGAAGUCACUGUUGCUGGUGUUGUCACUAAUUGGACCUUAGUUACUAUGGCUCACGGUUUACAAAGUUGUAUGGAUCCUAACGUGAUUGAAUUAUCUGGAUACCAAGAUGAUGGCACUCGUGAUAUGUCUCAAAAGCAUGGUGUUGUCCUAUCGACCACUGGUCAUGAUGGUCCAUUCGGUGCCUUCUCUGCAAAGAGAAUCGUCGCCAUUGAUAAGAAUAAAAAACUUGGAGGUAUGAAAGGCCUAGACAUGAAUAGGGCCGAAGCUGGUGUUGUCAAAAAUGCAGGCAAAUAUCAAGGUGUUGAUUCAAUGUAUUUUGCGGGGAUGGAAGUUGCGGAAUUGCAUGGUUGUAACAGAAUGGGCCCUACUUUCGGUGCUAUGGCAGUCAGUGGUAUCAAAGCAGCUGAGGAGAUCUUGAAACAUUUUUCCUAA